Molecule: messenger RNA, 396 nt
Organism: Adineta steineri
Lineage: Eukaryota; Metazoa; Rotifera; Eurotatoria; Adinetida; Adinetidae
Source: the annotation of a GenBank genome assembly
AUGAAUGCUGCACGAGGCUCGCAUACAGCAUUGAUAUUAGAAAAUGGAAAAGUAUUAGUUACUGGUGGAUAUAAUGGUAUUAGUUAUCUGAGUAGUGCUGAACUAUAUGAUCCAACAACGGGUGUUUGGACAACUACAGAAGACAUGAAUGCUGCACGAGGCUCGCAUACAGCAUCCAUAUUAGAAAAUGGAAAAGUAUUAGUUACUGGUGGAUUAAACGAUAAUAGUAUUCUUAAUAGCUCUGAAUUAUAUGAUCCAACAACAGGCAAUUGGAUAACUACAGGAAACAUGAAUAAUGCACGAAAAUAUCAUACAGCAUCCAUAUUAGGAGAUGGAAAAGUAUUAGUUACUGGUGGAUAUAAUGGUAAUUAUCUCAAAAGUGCUGAACUAUAUUGA